Molecule: messenger RNA, 3341 nt
Organism: Temnothorax curvispinosus
Lineage: Eukaryota; Metazoa; Arthropoda; Insecta; Hymenoptera; Formicidae
Exons: 23
Biological process (GO): regulation of mRNA splicing, via spliceosome; regulation of transcription by RNA polymerase II; sodium ion transport
Cellular component (GO): membrane; nucleus; cytoplasm
Molecular function (GO): sodium channel activity; mRNA binding
Source: RefSeq, a predicted model, not a curated record
CGGCACCGUACGAUCACGGUGAUCACAACGCACCCGCGAUUCGCCAUUGCGACGUGAUUGCCUAUCGAAGUUUCGUUUCGCGUUCGUGCGUGAGAAAUCGUCCCGGUGCGUCCCACACGUCGGACUUCCCUGGCCGCGGCCUACGCAAGUGCCAAUCUUCACGGUGGCCGUGUCCGACCAAUCGUCUAGCGGUACGCUGCCGGUUUUUUGAUUGGGCGAUACCAGGGAUAAGAGACCAGUUCGAGGCCGUCGGGACCCACAAAUGGACGUGGACACAUCAAGUGGAGAACAUCGGCCUGCUGCGGCGCGAAGUGCCCGUCGUUCUUCGUCGUCCUCGUCGAACUUGGUCGCCGUCGUCGCCGUCGUCGUCGUCGAUCACCUCGCUCUUCUCCGUGUGUGACGCGACCCUCGGAUAACGAUUCGGAUUUUGUGUCUAUCUCUCGGUUGUCGGUACCGAGCCUCUUCUGUACGGGUGGAAAGCUGGCGUUGAUCGCAGAGUAAUUUACCUCCGCGUCAAGGUCUUAGUGCUGAUUCACCGCGCAGACUGCAAGAGCGGACAUCAUUAUCGGAAUAAUGAAGAGAGAAGCCGAGGCUGGCGCUAUGACAGGUUCCGGGGGCCCGACGAGCCCUCACAAGCGCUAUCGACAGGGUGACGAUGAGCUCCGUCUUCUCAUCCCGAGUAAGGUUGCCGGUUCGAUAAUCGGCAAGGGUGGCCAGAACAUCACGAAACUCAGAAGUCAGUACAAAGCCUCAAUCAUUGUACCCGAUUGCCCCGGACCCGAACGGGUGCUCACCAUCAGUUCGGACCUGCCCACUGUUCUGCAAGUGUUGAACGAGGUCGUACCUAAUCUGGAAGAGAACGGCUCUCGCCAUGGCAGCGACGAGAUCGAUGUGCGCAUGCUGGUGCAUCAGAGUCAAGCGGGAUGCAUCAUCGGCAAAGGCGGUCUGAAGAUCAAGGAGCUCCGCGAGAAAACCGGAGCCAGGAUCAAGAUCUAUUCGAACACCUGCCCCCGCAGCACGGAUCGUCUCAUCAGCAUCUGCGGGAAACCCACGACGUGCAUCGAAUGCAUACGCGAACUGAUCGCCACCAUUAAGACCGUGAGUAUAUACCACUGAUCAUGACCUUUCUCAUAAAUCUUUAAUAGCUACGCCGUUACAUUUCAUCGCGGAUACGGCGGUAACUCGCGCGUGGGCGGCGGCGGCAGCGGCGGCGGCGGCGGUGGUGGUGGUGGUGGAGGCGGCUACGACGGCGGUCGUGGCAGCGGCGGAUACGGCGGCAGCGGAAACCGAGGCGGUCCGCCACCCUACGGCGGCGGAAAUUACAACGGUGAUGGAUGGAUGCAAGGAGGUGCGCCCAAUGGCUUGGGUGGCGGUGGUAACACGGGAAUGGGUGGCCCACCCAUGGGUGGAAACAACCAAGGCAACCAGGGCAACAUGAGUGGAAACAAGACCAGUACACAAGUCACCAUUCCUAAAGAUUUGGCUGGAGCUAUAAUUGGCAAAGGUGGUGCGAGAAUCAGAAAAAUCAGAUCCGACAGUGGUGCUGGAAUAACUAUAGACGAGCCACUGCCUGGUAGUAACGAUCGCAUCAUCACCAUCACUGGGAUUCCCAGUCAGAUACAAAUGGCCCAGUACCUGCUGCAGCAGAGAGCGCCUAGCGAUACUCGAGUAAAUAAUUUGCGACUUUCGCGAGUGGACAAUCAAAAUAGAGUGGACAUUCAGAAAAUUGAAUGGCACGCAGCCAUCGAGCCGGAAAUGAAGGGUAGCUGCCGGUCGAAGAAAUUACAGUACGCGUCCGACAAUAUAUCCAGUCAUUCGGUCCCUCUGGCAUGUGCCAGUUUGUUUUUCAUAAGCAUUAACGCGGUAGCUUCGGGAAACAUGAAGACAUCCAAAUUCGACAAUUUAAAACAUAGAUAUCGCAAAUGUCUGGCGUACGGGGUGAAAAAAUACCUGGGGUGGUUUCACAUCUUUUGCGAGAAUACGAGUCUGCACGGUUUUCGCUACAUAACUUUAAGCGGAUCGUCGAUAAUCGAAAAUGUUUUCUGGUUCGUGAUUUGCAAAUCGUCAAUUGUGUUCUGCGUUAUACUGAUGCUGCGCUUGUGGGCGAAUUACUCGAACAAUCCCAUAGUGACGACCAUUUACACGUCGAAUUCGAUAUGGGACGUGUCUUUUCCGGCCGUCACUAUAUGCAACAAUAAUAAGGUUUACCGUCCACACGCCGACGGUAUUGCCGAGUAUUUAUACUCGAACGGAUUCACCGCAGAGGACAGCGACAAAUUUUUUUCAUCUCUAAUGAAGCUGAUACGACCCGAUAAAAUUUCGAUGGACAAUGUGACCGCGAGACAGCUCCUCGAUAAUUUCGAUUUCACGGUCGAAGCGCUCAUGGAGAAGAACGCGCCCGGGAGCGGCCGCGACGUGGGACUCGCGGUCGCCCUGAACAUCGAGCCCAAUAUGUACAAGGCUACUUCGCGCCCUUACGUAGGGGCCUCCGUAAUGAUACACGACCCGAUCGAUUUUCCUGAUAUCGGUGCACACGUCGCGUCCGUGCCACCCGGUCACGUCCUGGCGGUAUCCGUUACCGGCACGUCCAUUAGAGGCAUGGAAAGUUUGCGGAACAUGCCCCUAGAGAAACGUAUGUGCUACUUCGACAACGAGGUAAAACUACGUGCCGCUCGCUACAGUUAUCAAUCGUGCCUAUCGGAUUGUAUAGCCGAGCACACAUAUCGUCUGUGCGGCUGCUUGCCGUUUUAUUACCCGGAGGCGCAAUUAAUACCAGAACACGCGAAGACUUGUACGACUUGCCUGCCUCAGUGCACCGAUAUGAUGUAUCAGAUCAAUCCGGAAGAUAUUAAAAUGGAAGACGUGGGAUUCGACUCUGAUCUAACACACGGCUUCGAUAUAAACAAUGUGUCCUUCGUGUAUGUAUUUUUCGGCGAUAUAUCGUACGUCGAGUACCGCAAGGAGAGCAUCAUUAGCUGGGAUUCAUUACUCGCAUCCUUUGGCGGUAUCUUCGGUCUCUGCCUCGGUGGUUCCGUGAUGAGCGUAAUAGAGCUGGUUUAUCUCCUGGCCAGACAGCUCUUUAGAAGACAGCCCCGCAAAAGCCUGGAGCAAUCGCGUGCAAAAUUGCCGCCAGCGUCGGAGGUGUUCCUGUCGAUCCCCGUUAGAGAGAAAGUUCAGCAGCUGAAACCGCGAGAUCGUCAGAAAUCGGAUGACAAGCCUGUUCUUGUCACAUGGUAUCAACCGCCUCUUCACCAUCGUAAAACGAUGAAUCUCACCGAUGUUUAUCAUGUCAAACACGUUAAAUUUUAAAGCACAGUCUACUUUAAUCGAGUCGAUAUUUA